AUGUUCAGUUCCCGAUUUUCUAUCACUCUCAGAAGUGUGUUGCUGUUUUCAUUGCUCGGUGCCAUCACAUGGGCUCAGAUCACGCUCACGGGAUGCCAUAUCCAGGAAGGACAAGAAAUAUGUUUCCUUCCCGGGGGGACCAAAACCACAAUUAGCAGCAGCACUUCUACUCCAACUCCAACUCCAACGUCUCCAGCUUCAGUGACCGCGAAGACGACUGGAGUUGUGCAAACUACUGCCAUUACUGACUGCCACCAACAUGAUACUACUCAGUAUUGUGUAAAAGGCAAUGGCGAAGAGGUUCAGGUAUUAACGACUGCCACUGGUAGUGAAUCUCUGCCUACGGCUUACAAUGGCUGCCAUUCUCACGGCUCUACCAUGUUCUGCUUGAGACCCGAUGGUGCUGAAGUUGAGGUCUUGGGUUCUACUGGAGAGGUGGCUUCCACUGAACAGGAGAGUUCUGCUGAGUCUGAAGGUGGAGAGAAUUGCCACUUCCACGCCGGUGUUGAGCAUUGUGUUGGUGGUUCCGCCGCGGUAACCUGCGAGCGAAAAGAUCGCGAUUACAAUGUCAAACUCCGCAUUGGAUUGUUGUUUGUCAUUCUCUGUACAAGUGCAAUCGGUGUCUAUGCUCCAAUUUUUAUGGCGCGAGUUCUCAAGACCAAUGGAACUGGAAUUGUUUUUACCGUUGUUAAGCAAUUUGGAACUGGUGUCAUCAUCGCCACAGCCUUGAUCCAUCUUGCGACCCACGCGUCAUUGAUGUUUGGCAACAGUUGUCUUGGUGAAUUGAAAUAUGAAGCAGCCGCGACCGCUAUCAUGAUGGCUGGUGCAUUUAUCGCUUUCUUGAUCGACUUUACUGGUCAUCGACUCGCACAUUGGCGCCAGCAAUCCACUAUAGAAAGACAAACUGCCAGCAUCAGCUCUCGGGAUAACUCGCGUGACGAAGCAGCAGUAAAAGGCCACCCUACAUCUACGCUUGCGCACCUAAGCCACCACCACGACAUCAACAAUGUUGGGACCACCCACGCAAAUGAUGGUUUCAGUAUUUUCAUCCUUGAGGCUGGUAUCAUUUUCCACUCCCUUCUUAUUGGUAUCACAUUGGUGGUAGCAGGCGACUUAGUCUUCAUCACCCUCUUUAUCGUCAUCGUCUUCCAUCAGAUGUUUGAAGGGCUUGCUCUUGGCGCCCGGAUUGCAGUAAUUGAUGGUCUUCACACCAUCAAGUACAUAAUCCUUCCAAUGGCCUUUACGCUAGUUACUCCAAUUGGAAUGGCCAUUGGAAUCGGUGUUAUCAACAAAUUCAACGGUAAUGAUCCAUCGACCAUCGUUGCUCUUGGAACCUUGGAUGCCCUUUCUGCUGGUAUCCUUACCUGGAUCGGCUUCGUCAACAUGUGGGCUCAUGACUGGAUGUAUGGCGAGUUGAGAAACGCUGAGUUGACCAAGACUUUAAUCGCUUUAGUCAGUCUGAUGGGAGGCAUGGCGUUGAUGGGGCUCCUUGGAAAAUGGGCAUAA
Molecule: messenger RNA, 1506 nt
Organism: Botrytis byssoidea
Lineage: Eukaryota; Fungi; Ascomycota; Leotiomycetes; Helotiales; Sclerotiniaceae
Exons: 7
Coding region: 1-1506 (501 amino acids)
Biological process (GO): zinc ion transmembrane transport
Cellular component (GO): plasma membrane
Molecular function (GO): zinc ion transmembrane transporter activity
Source: RefSeq, a predicted model, not a curated record